Messenger RNA from Saprolegnia parasitica CBS 223.65, 1271 nucleotides. RefSeq lists its product as hypothetical. The transcript is spliced from 4 exons. Lineage: Eukaryota; Oomycota; Saprolegniomycetes; Saprolegniales; Saprolegniaceae. The record is from RefSeq and is a predicted model, not a curated record. The coding region runs from base 7 to 1218 and encodes 403 amino acids.
UUGGUCAUGAGCGAUCGCAGUCCGGACGACGACGAGCUCAGCGACGCGUACGUGAGCGCCCGAAGCGACGACUCGUCCAUGGCCGACGACGAUGGCGCUAGCAGCAUCGCCUCCAUGUCGCAGACUAGCGAGGUAGACGACGCGGUCCUGCACGACCACGCCUACCUCGGCGACGACGUGGGCAUCGAGCGGCCACACUCCGCCUACUACGAGCCCGGCUCGGUUGUGGACCUGCCGCUCGUCGUGCUGCCCGACAUUGUGAUGUUCCCCGGCGAGACCUUGCCAUUGCGCAUGCUCUCGUCGGCAACGAUCCAGCUCAUUACGCUGCGGACGCGGCUGCGGCAAGAGUUUGACACGUUCGCCGUCAUUAGCACCCUCCAAGACCCGAUAGGACAGGUUGGGACCAUCAUCCAGAUCGAGCGCAUCUACGAGCAGAACGACGUCCACCUCUCGAUCGUCGGGCGCGGCUGCCAGCGUUUCGAGCUCUGCCGCAUUGCGCACGGAAGCGACGACUACGCGACGCUCGCGGCCUCGGUGCGCGUGCGGCCCGAUUUCCACGCCCUGCGACCACCAUUUGCCCAGUACGACUUGUAUCGCGCGCAUCGAUGGCACAUCGUUCGUAGGAAGCGGUUCGCUUUUGGCUACUGGCGUCCGUCCGAGUACAACCUCUUUGACGGCCACGUGCUCGUGCGCAAGGCCACGGCGAUGCUUGCGACGUCGGUCGCGUGGCGCGGCGUGAACGCGGUGGUCGUCGACGACGCAGCGGCUGCGCCCACCGACCCAACGCAGUUUUCGUACUGGCUCGCUGCGCACGUGCAUCUCAGUGUCGACGAACGGCGCGCGCUUCUGCAGGUCGACUGCACCGUGCGCCGGCUCCACGAGCUCUUGACGUGGCUCCAGGACCACACCUCGAGCGGCAUUGCGUGCCGGACAUGCCAGACCCUUCUGGGCAAGUCCACCGACAUCUUCAACACCCAGCGGGCGGGCACGUUUGUCAAUCCGGGCGGCCACGUGCACCAGAUUCUGACCUUGUACAGCGUUGAGAGCGACCAAGUGGUGUGCGUCGGGCGACCGACGACGCGCGACACGUGGUUUCGAGGCUACUCGUGGCAGUGCAUGUACUGUGGCACGUGCGACGAGUUUGUCGGCUGGCGCUACGCGUCCAAGCGCUUGACCCCGCAUGUCUUUUAUGGCCUCGUCCGCACCGCGAUCCGAUAGCUCGCCACAGUGAUACCGACGUGUGCAAUGUAAUAGUACGCAGAUGUGGUCGG